UUUGUGGCCUCGUGAUACCUUAUACAAAAUCUCUCCUCUGCUCUCACACUACAAGCCUCUCUCUCACUGUUGUCUCCCUCCAUCACUGGCUUCGCGCCCUAUUUCUCAUGGAAUCUCACCGGAAAACCGCUUUUGUUUUUGGGGAAAAUCCGCAUCAGAAGCCACCCGUCCAGCCCAGCAUAUAAAAACAGAACAAUAUACUCGGAGAACUUUUCAAUUUUUGUGUUAUUACGAAAGCAUAUUGUACAAUGGCAGUGGUUUUUGACUCUGUUGCUGUUUCCUUCGCUUUGCUUCUGCUAAUGUUGAGUCAUGGACGAGUUCACUCGGAGCCUGUACAAGACAAGCAAACCCUACUUGCAUUUCUCUCUCGAAUUACACAUGCUAAUCGCGUCCAAUGGAAUGAGUCCAACUCUGCCUGCAGCUGGAUAGGGGUUGUCUGCGACGGAAACCAAUCCUCAGUGCGCGAACUUCGCCUUCCCGGCGUGGACCUUGUGGGCCAGAUUCCACCCAAUACCUUGGGAAAACUGACUCAGCUCCGAGUUUUGAGUCUCCGCUCCAACCGUCUUUCCGGUGAGAUCCCCUCCGAUUUCUCCAAUUUAACCUUCCUACGCAGCCUCUAUCUCCAAAACAAUGAGUUUACUGGUGAUUUCCCUCAGAGCUUGCCUCGGCUAACUCGGUUAGCCCGUCUCGAUCUCUCUUCAAACAACUUCACUGGCUCAAUCCCUUUUACUGUCAACAAUUUGACCCAUUUGACACGGCUUUAUUUGCAGAAUAAUCAGUUCUCAGGCACUUUACCUAGUAUUAACCCGUCAGGUUUGAUGGACUUCAAUGUGUCGAACAACAAUCUAAAUGGUUCAAUCCCUUCGGUUUUAUCCAGAUUCCCCGCAGCCUCAUUCGCCGGAAAUUUAAAUCUAUGCGGUGGCCCAUUGCCGCCUUGCAGUCCAUUUUUCCCUUCUCCAGCUCCAUCCCCAUCAGAAGCCCCACCGGCGACCCCAGUUCGCAAAAAGUCCAAGAAACUCUCCACCGUCGCGAUUGUUUUAAUUGCAGUUGGCUCCGCGUUAGUAGCUUUCUUACUCUUGCUGUUUCUAUUGUUAUGUCUCCGGCGGAAACAGCGGAGGCAGCCAGCGAAGACCCCGAAACCAACAGCGGCACCGCGAGCGGUACCAGUGGAAGCGGGAACGUCCUCGUCAAAGGAUGAUAUUACAGGUGGGUCAGCGGAGGCUGAGAGGAACAAGCUGGUGUUUUUUGAGGGAGGCAUAUACAGCUUCGAUUUGGAGGAUUUAUUGAGGGCAUCUGCGGAGGUGCUGGGGAAGGGAAGCGUGGGAACAUCUUACAAAGCAGUGCUGGAAGAAGGGACGACGGUGGUGGUGAAGAGGCUGAAGGAUGUGGUUGUAACGAAAAAAGAGUUCGAGAUGCAAAUGGAGGUUGUGGGAAAGAUCAAGCACGACAAUGUAGUGCCAUUGAGAGCGUUUUAUUAUUCCAAGGAUGAGAAACUGCUGGUUUACGAUUACAUGCCGGCCGGUAGCUUAUCUGCUCUCCUCCACGGUAGUAGAGGGUCAGGCCGGACACCACUUGAUUGGGACAACCGGAUGAGAAUCGCAAUGAGUGCAGCAAGAGGCCUAGCUCAUCUACAUGUGGUUGGAAACGUGGUCCACGGCAACAUCAAAUCCUCCAAUAUCCUCCUCCGACCUGAUCAGGACGCUUGCGUCUCCGACUUCGGACUCAACCCGCUCUUUGGCACCUCUACGCCGCCCAGCCGCGUCGCUGGCUAUCGUGCCCCGGAAGUCGUUGAAACCCGUAAAGUUACCUUUAAAUCAGACGUGUAUAGUUUCGGGGUAUUGCUUCUCGAACUGUUAACGGGGAAAGCACCCAAUCAAGCCUCCUUGGGCGAAGAAGGCAUUGACUUGCCCAGGUGGGUACAGUCCGUGGUUCGAGAGGAAUGGACGGCUGAGGUAUUUGAUGUGGAGUUGAUGAGAUACCAUAACAUUGAGGAGGAAAUGGUGCAGCUGUUGCAAGUAGCAAUGGCGUGUGUUUCGACAGUGCCUGAUCAGAGACCGGCAAUGCAGGAGGUGGUGAGGAUGAUUGAGGAUAUCAAUAGGGGAGAGCCCGAUGAUGGGUUACGGCAAUCUUCCGAUGAUCCAUCAAAAGGAUCGGACGGUCAUACGCCUCCUCAGGAAUCCAGGACCCCACCUACAACUGUCACACCGUAGAAAUUCCCCUCUAUAAAAACAAAGGGGUAAAAGUUAAAAAUAAAAAAGAGAGAGAAAAAAAGAAAGGAGACACUGUGGUGGGUCCGACGGUCUCUCCUUAAAAUGUGCACCCAAAGCGUAAGUAACAGUGAUAAAAGUGCGCAUUUGAUUGAGGGAAGCGGUCCAAAAAUGUGUUUGUUUUUAUUUUAUUAAUUUUUUUGGGUUUAUUUUAUCUUAUUUUUUCAAUUUUAAUCUGCAACAUUUUUACAGGUGGGAGGGUCUCCAGGAUUCCAAUUGUUUUUAGAGGAAGGAUUGUAAUUUGACUAAAUUGAAGGAUUUAAUUGGGUUUUACUUAAUUCUUUAUUUCGUAUA
Hevea brasiliensis (rubber tree) is the source of this 2561-nucleotide messenger RNA. RefSeq names its product probable inactive receptor kinase At2g26730. The record is from RefSeq and is a predicted model, not a curated record. Gene Ontology annotation, biological process: protein phosphorylation. Lineage: Eukaryota; Viridiplantae; Streptophyta; Magnoliopsida; Malpighiales; Euphorbiaceae. The coding region runs from base 249 to 2210 and encodes 653 amino acids. The transcript has 2 exons. Gene Ontology annotation, molecular function: protein binding; protein kinase activity; ATP binding.